AUGGACGUCCUGAAUGAAGAGCUACGUACAUAUUGCAGAGCACUGCCUAAAGUGGAGCUGCAUGCGCAUAUCCACGGAUCUAUUCGGCCGUCGACGCUGGAAGAACUUUUACAUGAUGAAGCAACAUUGAACGGUUCAGAGCCACGACGGCUCCCAAAAAAGCGAAGUUUAGACGAGUGUUUUACGAUGUUCGGGCUGAUCCACCAAGUUGUCGUCAGUCGCCGCGUACUCCGUCGAAUUGUCGUUGAAGCGGUGGAAGAUUUUGCUGCAGAAAACGUAAAGUAUUUAGAGUUGCGAUCUACACCGCGAGAUCUGCCGAGAGAUGGUGCCAGUCGUGCAGAUUACGUGGAUGAAGUGGUGUCAGCACUUGAGAAAUGCAAUGCGCGACGAGAUUUAAACAUUGAGGUGCGUCUGUUGCUAAGUAUCAACCGGAAUCAGUCUUUGCGUCUGGCAGAAGACACUGUUAACAUGGCUCUUGAGCGCAAGCACAAGCAGAACUGUCGGCUCAUUGUAGGCAUCGACCUCAGCGGCAACUCGGAGCGCCCGAAUUCCGAGUUCAAGCGCUUCGAAAACGUACUAGAGCGCGCACGAGCGGGCGGCCUUAAACUCACCGUGCACUUCGCUGAGCACUUUGACGACGAUGAAACUAAUCGGAUUCUGGACUUCCAACCGGACCGGCUGGGCCACGCCUGUUGUGUACCGGAGCCGCUCUAUGCCAAGAUGUUGUUGCUGCAAAUUCCCGUGGAAAUUUGCCUGACCUCCAAUGUGCACACGCUGGCAAAAAAAUAUUGCAGCGACGUCGAUUGCAAGUGUGCACCCGAUGCGAAGCACAAAGCAUCGGGGCUAUGCGUGUGUGGCUUCACUUCGCACCCGCACGGCAAAUUGCUCACCGGCGAACGAGGUCAAGAGCAGCAGCAUGGUGUCUACCCCAUGUGUCUAUGUACGGAUGAUUACGGCGUGUUUGACACGACACUGUCGCUCGAGUAUAUGCGUGCAGCACAGGCAUUCGGUCUGAGCGACGAGCGCCUUUUACAUAUUGCGCAAGCGCCUAUUGAGGCCAUCUUUGAUCAGAGCCAAGUGCCGAGGUUGAAGAAGAUGUUCCAUGAGUGA
Messenger RNA from Peronospora farinosa, 1110 nucleotides. NCBI's taxonomy places the organism in Eukaryota, Oomycota, Peronosporomycetes, Peronosporales, Peronosporaceae. The record is from the annotation of a GenBank genome assembly.